Xylaria bambusicola is the source of this 2514-nucleotide messenger RNA. Its product is annotated as putative MFS multidrug transporter. The transcript is spliced from 7 exons. Lineage: Eukaryota; Fungi; Ascomycota; Sordariomycetes; Xylariales; Xylariaceae. The record is from RefSeq and is a predicted model, not a curated record. Gene Ontology annotation, molecular function: transmembrane transporter activity. The coding region runs from base 330 to 2141 and encodes 603 amino acids. Gene Ontology annotation, biological process: transmembrane transport.
GGGGAUGCAAACGCGCCAUAGAACGAGGUUGUCUUGACGACUCCAUGGCACUGUCUCGACAACUGAUGCACGAGCUUACAUUUUGCCAAGGUGAUUAAUCUCUUAUCGGUACAGGCAUUGCAACGUUUUUGUACCUCUCUGUGAAGCACCUCCUUGUUAUAAUCAUGGAUUGAAGUCCUCGUGGGGCCUAUGCGGGGUGCUGACCUCUUACCUUCAUGUUGGAACCUGUCUAUUCAUACCGUUAACUUCUUUUUUUGCUCUGGUUUAAGUUCGUGUUAAACAAGAACCGGUGAAAGAAAAAGAUAAGAAGUUCAACACAACCCGCAAAGAUGACGAUAGAAUCAGAUCAGCGCUUAGAGCCACGAGAUGGACGGCAGUCAUCGCCGCCUACUUCAGUUAGCGAAAAAGUGCAACCAGGUCAAGCAGAUGGAACUGCAGAAGCACCUCCAGCCGGUUCAGACCCUGAGAAAUCCGGGCAAACGCACGACAACGUCCUGGGAGAUGUGCGAGUGACUGCACCGGGCGUUGCUUCGACCUCUCCAGAAGUAGCUGCAAAUCCCAGCUCGAUUGAUGGUUUUGGUACCGAAGAUGAGGAGUACAUUAGCGGAUACAAGCUCUUAGCCGCUCUCGUGGGCAUCAUCUCUGCCUUCUUCAUUGUCCUGUUAGAUUUUAGCAUCAUCUCGACCGCCAUCCCGUAUAUUACGAGCGAGUUUCACCGGCUUCAAGACGUUGGAUGGUAUGGCGGUGCAUAUCAGUUGUCCAGUGCGGCUUUACAGCCUCUCACGGGAAAAUUCUACACCUACCUCAGUGCGAAACGGCUGUUCCUAUUCUUCAUCGCCAUUUUCGAGAUUGGCUCGUUGCUCUGUGCGGUUUCUACCUCAUCGACAUUCUUCAUCAUAGGCCGUACCGUCGCUGGACUAGGCACAGCAGGCCUUGAGAAUGGGGCAUUAACGCUCAUUUCAGGAGCAGUACCUCUGCACAAACGGCCUUUCUAUACUGGCCUAGUAUUCGCAGUUGGUCAGAUUGGUAUCAUCGUCGGACCUCUGAUUGGUGGCGCUUUAACGCAAUAUGCGACCUGGAGAUGGUGCUUCUACAUUAACCUGCCCAUCGGUGCCGUCUCUAUCCUUUUCCUAUUCUUCACGCACAUACCAGAUGAAACGCUUAAGCCGCCCUUCUCGUUCGCCCUACUCCGCAGCAUCGUUCCACAUCUUGAUCUCACAGGAGCCGCGCUCUUCGCACCGGCUACCGUUCAGUUGCUUCUUGCGCUGCAGUGGGGAUCGAGUGAUUACGGAUGGAGCUCACCGACAGUCAUCGGCUUGUUCGCCGGUUCAGGCGCGACAGCUAUCUUGUUCUUCAUCUGGGAAUGGCAUGUGGGCGAUGAUGCCCUGAUACCUUUCAGUCUAAUAAAGAAACGGAUUGUAUGGACGAGCACCGUACAAAACUCGUUCCUUUUUAUCACCAACGCUGUUGGCGCCACUUACGUCCCUAUCUAUUUCCAGAGUGUCAAGGGUGCCAGUCCCUCGCUAAGCGGCGUUUACACGCUGCCUUCCAUCAUAUCCCAACUGUUGACUAUACUUGUCUCCGGUGCUCUUUUGGGAAAAGUCGGUUAUUAUCUACCGUUCGGAAUCCUAGGGAGCGCAUUGACUGCCGUGGCCUGUGGUCUGAUAUCGACCUGGAAUCUGAGCACUUCAACGGCUGAAUGGAUCGGCUAUCAGAUACUAUUCGGUCUACGUGGAAUGGCACUGCAAGUGUCUGUAAUCUCAAUUCAACACGCCGUCACUCCGGCACAAAGCCCUAUCGCAAUCACGUUCUUGGUAUUCGCACAGAAUCUACUAGCAGCCAUCUUCUCCGUCGCGAGCAACGCCAUAUUCACGGAGACCCUGACACAGCAGGUCUCCGUCCUAGCACCAUCAGUGAGCCCUCGAUCGGCGCUAGAGGCCGGUGGAGGUGCCGAAGCAGUGCGAGCCUUGCUUCCGCCUGGGAGUCCGGAGCUAACCGGGCUACUACUCGCGUACUCGAGGAGCGUGAACAGCGUCUUCUACCUCUUGACGGCGGUUGCGGUCGUAUGUUUCGCUGCGUCGUGGGGGAUGGGGUGGGUUGAUAUACGCAAGAAGAAGACUCCAGAAACGAAUGAGGCAUGAGGGAUAGCUGAUUCACGAGGUGAUGUCAUCUUUCACAACAGGCAACAUAGGCCAUGUGUAUACCAGGUUCUCAUUCAAUCUUCGUGAAAUUGGGUGUUAUGUGCAGUUCGUCGUGAACUCCAUGUAAUCCUCUAGAGAGGUCUCAAAGUGUACCUAUAACUAGGGCAGGUGACUAGGCUUGGAAUUAAAGCUAUUCACAUUACAAUGAGUAACUACAUAGUAGGGCUGCAGGAGUUCUUGGCCAACCGAUUCCUCCUUAGCCUUAGUGGCUUGAGUCGGCUCUGUAUACAACUGGUCUGCCAGCCCUGACCGCCUAGGUCUCAUUGGCUUUAUUCAUGAAGCGAAGUUUGUAUAGCCUCAUUUCCCAAUAUUG